AUGUUCGAAACAAAACGCUUGAUUCUUCGCGGAUGGAGACCGAGCGACAUGGAUGAUCUCGUCCUGAUGCUGUCCGACUACGACGUCUUAGCCCCUAUUCAACCCAGCUGGAUCGUUCCCGGCGUCCCUGAAGCUAGGAAAAUCAUAGAAUACUGGAUAUCUCGCACACUCUUCGUGAUAGUCGAGGAUAAGGAGAGCGGCGGGUUGGUGGGUAUGGCGAUGUUGAAGAUCGACAUCCCGAAGGAUGCGGAUGGGGAGGUUGGGAUUUGCUUGGGGAAGAAAUGGUGGGGUCGGGGUCUUGGGACGGAGGUAAUGGAAUGGAUUGUUGGCUACGGGUUCAAAGGCAUGGCGUUGCGGAGGGUAUCUUUGUGUGUGUUUGGGUUCAAUGAGCGAGCGAUUGAACUCUAUAAACGCAUCGGAUUCGCCGUGGAGGGAGUUAAGCGCGAAGCCCUUUGGUUCGAGGGAAAAGCUAUGGAUACGAUCUGGAUGGGAAUUCUGAAGAGGGAGUAUGAAGAGAAAUCCGGCGUUUCAUAG
Stereum hirsutum FP-91666 SS1 is the source of this 534-nucleotide messenger RNA. RefSeq names its product acyl-CoA N-acyltransferase. NCBI's taxonomy places the organism in Eukaryota, Fungi, Basidiomycota, Agaricomycetes, Russulales, Stereaceae. The record is from RefSeq and is a predicted model, not a curated record. Gene Ontology annotation, molecular function: acyltransferase activity, transferring groups other than amino-acyl groups. The transcript has 2 exons. Bases 1 to 534 code for a protein of 177 amino acids.